AUGGACGGCACCACCAUCCAUGCAUCACCAGGAUUUUCGCAGAAGCAACAGCAACAGCAAUUGCAACAGCAGCCGCAGCAGCACAGCCGCAAGAGGUCGGCUGACCACCUCCCCUCGGAGCCGCAUGUUUCACGCAAAGGGCGGGCUUGUCUGGCCUGUCGCAAGCUGAAGAUCAAAUGCGACAGUCUAGAGCGCGGCGAUGCCGGGUGUUCGCGCUGCCUACGCCUGGGUCUGGACUGUAUCACUUCCAAGCGCAUGAGGGUCGGUUUGGAGGACGAUGGCGACAACCCUCACCCCUCCAUCGUCCGGCUUGACCGUGCGGUCGAGGACAUUCUCGCACAUCUGAAAAUGCCGCCCUUGCACUCGUAUCUACGCACUCACCCAUCCCAGCCGCCGUCACAGUCACAAUCACAAGCUACGCAUCCGAAUCCAAAUCCCAAUCCCAAUCCCAAUCCUAGCCGCGGCGAAACCAACCCGCGGACGACACGAGAGAGCUCGCGCGAGCCCAAUGCCGAAGAUGUGCAUGAAAUGGCCCCCGCGCCCAUGGGCAGUCUCUACGAAGUGACCCAGCUCAACACGCUUCGAAGUCGGUUGAGGUACGGCGAUCCCGCCCGACGCAAUUCGCGCAAGGAUAUGGAGCAUGAUCUGAUCUCCAUGGGCGUCAUCACCGACGAAGAGGGAGAGGAGAUGUUCAAGUUGUUCAAGACCUCGUUGUCGCGCUACCUGUUCAACGCCACCAUCCACGAAUCCCGCUCAUUACUGUCCGUCCGCGAAUCGUCCACCUUGUUCUUCACCGCCAUCAUCACCGUCACAUCUCUCCACAUCCCCGGCCAGGAGCAAAUCCACGCUACCGCACACAAGCAACUCCGCGACUUAAUCGCCGCCUCUUUCUUCGACCGAUUCCACACGCUCGAGGACAUCCGAGCCCUCUGCCUGGCGGCGUUCUGGCUGCCCAAUCUGAGUUGGAAGCUUUCCGGCCAUUGCGUCCGCAUAGCGACGGAGCUCAAUUUACACCAGGCCUUCUACAAGGCGCUAUACUCGGCAAAACCCUCCGAGGCGGAUCGAGAACAUGCCUUUGAACGUGCCCGGCUGUGGUAUUUGUUGUAUGUGCUCGACCACCACUUUAGCAUUGCUUAUGGCCGACCGCCUGUCACGGCGGAACUCCAAGCCAUCAAAGAGUAUGACGUGUUCCUGAACGCCCCCGAGUGUACCCCUUCAGACCAUCGCGUCUUGUCGCAGGUUGCCCUAUUCAUCAUCCUCAGCAGGGCGUACAACCAUUUUGGUCUGGAGGCGGAGCGGCUGAUGGAUGGCGACCAUGUCACCCUGCUUACACACCAGCAGUUUAUUGAGGACUUGGACCAAUGGAGGUAUCAAUUCCGCCACGCCCUGAUUCGGGAUGCCCACGUUGGUGAUUAUCCAGCGAUCGGUGUUGAACUCCACUAUUACUUUGCAUCCAUGAUGCUCAACUCUCUGGCCCUCCGCGGCCGCUCACUUGUGACCAUCUCGUCGACCUCGACGCUCCCGACCUCUCUCCGCCCAUUAGCAUCGCACGCCAUCUCGUCUGCCCACCAAAUCCUGGUCAUUGUGCUGGAUCAGCCCUCCAUCCGAGACUCCAUGGUUGGCGUCCCUCUGUAUCUGCACACGGUCAUCGCUUUUGCUGUGGUGUUCUUGAUCAAGAUGUCCUCACGCUGGACCGGAAUCGGGGUCAAUAUCGACCCGGAAGUCACAACGAAGCCGUUGAUCGAGGCCGUCAUUGAGCUGUUCCGUAGCUGUCGUGCAGGCAAGGGCCAUAUCCUGUACGCCAUGGCGGAUGGAUUUGAAAGGCUACUGCGGCGGAAUCUAGGCGAUAGAAAUGGGAAUGGACAAAAGAACCUGACGACUGGGAACGACAUGGCUGCACCCGGACCUGUCCAACAUCCAAAACGGCCACAACAACGAGACGAGGAGAAGGAAGAAGAGGCAGAAGAAAAAGACAUCUCAACAGUUGGUGUCGGGUCAUUCACGCAUCAACAGCAUUUGUUGUCAGAACUUCCGCAUCAGCAGCACCAGGCCCCUGCCCAGACACAAGCACAAGCACAUCAGCAUGUCCCUGACCUUUACGGCCUUCCGGGGAUACAGGGCCAUGGCCAUGGCCCUACGACCUCACCCGACGUAUAUAUGGCCCAUGAAUCCGAGCCCGGACUCGGUCACGCGAAUGAGAUGACGAGCAGAGGGCUUGGAGCCGGAGCCGGGGCCGGGGCCGGGGCCGGGGCUGGAUUAUAUGGCGGCUGGCAAACGGAAGACGACAUGCUAUGGAGCAUGGGCAUGGGGUAUGAUCUGUUGGCGAUGGCGCCGGACGUCAAUGCCCAUGGGCCCAGCGGGUUUAUGGGAUGGCCUGGGUCUGGGUUGGUGUGA
Messenger RNA from Capronia epimyces CBS 606.96, 2394 nucleotides. RefSeq lists its product as uncharacterized. The coding region runs from base 1 to 2394 and encodes 797 amino acids. Gene Ontology annotation, biological process: regulation of DNA-templated transcription; DNA-templated transcription. The record is from RefSeq and is a predicted model, not a curated record. Gene Ontology annotation, cellular component: nucleus. The transcript has 2 exons. Gene Ontology annotation, molecular function: transcription cis-regulatory region binding; zinc ion binding; DNA-binding transcription factor activity, RNA polymerase II-specific. NCBI's taxonomy places the organism in Eukaryota, Fungi, Ascomycota, Eurotiomycetes, Chaetothyriales, Herpotrichiellaceae.